Molecule: messenger RNA, 1826 nt
Organism: Hirundo rustica (Barn swallow)
Lineage: Eukaryota; Metazoa; Chordata; Aves; Passeriformes; Hirundinidae
Gene: FZD10
Product: frizzled class receptor 10
Exons: 1
Coding region: 1-1749 (582 amino acids)
Biological process (GO): non-canonical Wnt signaling pathway; canonical Wnt signaling pathway
Cellular component (GO): plasma membrane
Molecular function (GO): Wnt receptor activity; Wnt-protein binding
Source: RefSeq, a predicted model, not a curated record
AUGGGGCCGGCGGCCGGCAGCGCCGCGCUGCUGCUCUGCUGGCUCAGCGGCUGCUGCGCGGCCAUCAGCUCCAUGGACAUCGAGCGUCCCGGCGACGGGAGGUGCCAGCCCAUAGAGAUCCCCAUGUGCAAGGAUAUCGGCUACAACAUGACCAGGAUGCCGAACCUGAUGGGGCACGAAAACCAAAGGGAAGCCGCCAUUCAGCUGCACGAGUUUGCCCCCUUGGUGGAGUACGGGUGCCACGGCCAUCUGAAAUUUUUCCUGUGCUCGCUCUACGCCCCGAUGUGCACGGAGCAGGUUUCUACCCCGAUCCCGGCCUGCAGGGUGAUGUGCGAGCAGGCGAGGCUGAAGUGCUCCCCGAUCAUGGAGCAGUUCAAUUUUAAGUGGCCGGACUCCUUGGACUGCAGCAAGCUGCCCAAUAAGAACGACCCCAAUUACCUGUGCAUGGAAGCCCCCAACAACGGGUCGGACGAGCCGCCCCGGGGCUCCAGCAUGCUGCCACCCAUGUUCCGUCCCCAGCGGCCCAGCAGUGGCCACGAUCUGCAGCAGCACAAGGACGGCCCGAGCAGAACGUCCUGUGAAAAUCCCGGCAAGUUCCACCACGUGGAGAAGAGCGCUUCCUGCGCGCCGCUCUGCACGCCAGGGGUUGACGUUUACUGGAGCAGGGACGACAAACACUUUGCUGUCAUUUGGAUUGCCAUCUGGUCCAUUCUGUGCUUCUUCUCCAGCGCUUUCACCGUGCUCACUUUUCUCAUAGAUCCCCAGCGUUUCAAGUACCCCGAGAGGCCCAUCAUCUUCCUCUCCAUGUGCUACUGCGUCUACUCGGUGGGGUACAUCAUCCGCCUCUUCUCAGGCGCCGAAAGCAUCGCCUGUGACAGGGACAGCGGCCAGCUCUAUGUCAUCCAGGAGGGGCUGGAGAGCACUGGCUGCACCAUUGUGUUCCUGGUUCUCUAUUACUUUGGUAUGGCCAGCUCCUUGUGGUGGGUGAUCCUGACUUUGACCUGGUUCCUGGCGGCUGGGAAGAAGUGGGGGCACGAGGCCAUCGAGGCCAACAGCAGCUACUUCCACCUGGCAGCGUGGGCCAUCCCGGCCGUGAAGACCAUCAUGAUCCUGGUGAUGAGGAGGGUGGCUGGAGACGAGCUGACAGGCCUGUGCUACGUUGGCAGCAUGGAUGUGAACGCCUUGACGGGGUUUGUGCUCAUUCCUUUGGCGUGUUACCUAAUCAUUGGCACUUCUUUUAUUCUUUCUGGGUUUGUGGCCCUUUUUCACAUCAGGAGGGUGAUGAAAACAGGUGGAGAAAACACCGACAAGCUGGAGAAACUUAUGGUCAGGAUUGGAGUCUUCUCAGUCUUGUACACAGUGCCCGCCACUUGUGUGAUAGCUUGCUAUUUUUAUGAGAGACUGAACAUGGAUUACUGGAAAACUCUGGCGACUCAACAGAAAUGCAAGAUGAACAAUCAGACUAAAAAUUUAGACUGCAUGAUGAAUAACUCUAUACCAGCAGUAGAAAUUUUUAUGGUCAAAAUUUUUAUGUUAUUAGUUGUGGGCAUUACUAGUGGCAUGUGGAUCUGGACUUCCAAGACUCUUCAAUCCUGGCAAAAUGUUUGUAGUCGGAGAUUGAAGAAGAGAAGUAGGAGAAAACCCGCAAGUGUUAUUACAAGCAGUGGAAUCUACAAAAAACCUCAACAUCCACAGAAAACUCACCUUGCAAAAUAUGAAUCAACAUUACAACCGCCCACUUGUGUGUGACCAGGUUUUAGAAAAGACUGUAUCUCACCUCACAGACUUACAAAUGUCCACAGUAGCAGUCAGAAAUUUAAAAAUGA